AUGGCUAAAGAUUUGGCUCAAACUCGUAACGCUUCCCAAGUUUUUGGUGUUGCUAGAAUUUAUGCUUCUUUCAAUGACACCUUUGUUCACGUCACUGACUUGUCUGGUAAGGAAACCAUCGCCAGAGUCACUGGUGGUAUGAAGGUCAAGGCCGACAGAGAUGAGUCCUCUCCAUACGCUGCUAUGUUGGCUGCUCAAGAUGUCGCUGCUAAGUGUAAGGAGGUCGGUAUCACUGCUGUUCACGUUAAGAUUAGAGCUACUGGUGGUACCAAGACCAAGACUCCAGGUCCAGGUGGACAAGCCGCUUUGAAGGCUUUGGCCAGAUCGGGUUUGAGAAUUGGCCGUAUCGAGGAUGUCACCCCAGUUCCAUCGGAUUCUACCAGAAAGAAGGGUGGUAGAAGAGGUAGAAGAUUAUAG
Messenger RNA from Eremothecium cymbalariae DBVPG#7215, 417 nucleotides. It is a transcript of the gene RPS14B, whose product is annotated as 40S ribosomal protein uS11. Gene Ontology annotation, molecular function: structural constituent of ribosome; mRNA 5'-UTR binding; small ribosomal subunit rRNA binding. Bases 1 to 417 code for a protein of 138 amino acids. NCBI's taxonomy places the organism in Eukaryota, Fungi, Ascomycota, Saccharomycetes, Saccharomycetales, Saccharomycetaceae. Gene Ontology annotation, biological process: translation; maturation of SSU-rRNA from tricistronic rRNA transcript (SSU-rRNA, 5.8S rRNA, LSU-rRNA); ribosomal small subunit assembly. The record is from RefSeq and is a predicted model, not a curated record. Gene Ontology annotation, cellular component: ribosome; cytosolic small ribosomal subunit. The transcript is spliced from 2 exons.